CCCCGGCGUGCCGGAUCUCUAUAAGCAAAGCGGGAGCCUUCUCCCCCACCGCGCUUCGCGAGCUGGCGUCGAUACCAGACCGAGAGCAAAGCAAACAGCGGCGUCGCAAGCGCGGAGGAGGAGGAGGAGGAGAGAGGUUCUCGGAGCAGAGGCGAUGGCGAGGUUCGACCCGUACGAGAACAACGGCGGCACGUGCGUGGCCGUCGCCGGCGCCGGCUACUGCGUGGUCGCCGCCGACACCCGCCUCUCCAUCGGAUACAGCGUCCUGUCCCGCGACCACUCCAAGAUCGCCCAACUGGCGGACAAAUGUGUUCUGGCUUCAUCUGGCUUCCAAGGUGAUAUCAAAGCUUUGCAGAAGAAUCUGGCUGCCAAGGAAUUGCUCUACGAGCACAACCAUAACAAGAAGAUGAGCUGCCCUGCUAUGGCGCAACUGCUGUCAAACACGCUCUACUAUAAGAGAUUCUUCCCAUACUAUGCUUUCAAUGUGUUGGGUGGACUGGACAGCCAGGGUAAAGGCUGUGUCUUCACAUACGAUGCUGUUGGGUCUUACGAGAGAACAGGUUAUAGUGCUCAAGGAACAGGGGCAGUGUUGAUGAUGCCUGUUCUAGAUAACCAGUUGAAAUCACCUAGUCCUCUACUACUGCCAGCUCGGGAUGCAGUGACACCAUUGUCUGAAUCAGAUGCGGUUGAUCUAGUGAAGGACGUUUUUGCAUCAGCCACAGAACGAGACAUAUACACUGGAGAUAGAUUGGAAAUAGUAGUCAUCAACAGCUCCGGCACCCACCGGGAGUACAUUGAGCUAAGGAAGGAUUAGUGCGGUAUACCUGUGAAGCGGCAGCACUACCAUUGCUACCAUAUGCCACCACCAGAAGCACAAUGAUAUUUGUUUUCACUGUCAGAUGUAUUUGAAUUUCCGUACUAUUUAUUCUUACAAGAAGUGAUUAUACAGGACAUUGUCAUUCAUCAUUGUAUCCGAUAUACUUAGAACACAUGCUCUGGAA
Phragmites australis (common reed) is the source of this 1001-nucleotide messenger RNA. RefSeq names its product proteasome subunit beta type-1-like. The record is from RefSeq and is a predicted model, not a curated record. The transcript is spliced from 6 exons. Bases 155 to 814 code for a protein of 219 amino acids. NCBI's taxonomy places the organism in Eukaryota, Viridiplantae, Streptophyta, Magnoliopsida, Poales, Poaceae. Gene Ontology annotation, cellular component: proteasome core complex.